UUUAUAUAUUAUAUAAGGAAUUAAUAUUUAUAUAUAUAUAUAUAUAUAUAAAUUUAGAUAGAUAAAUAAAUUUUUAAAUAUAUUAUUAUUUAUAAAGUUUAAAUUUUAUAUGCUUAAUGUUACAAUUAAUUUUUUGUUAUAAUUAAAGAAAUUUGUUAAAAUUUAUUAUAUCAAAAAAUAUCUAAUAUUUAUAUGUUUAUCAAUUUUUUUAGCGCUGCAGUCAACAGUAAAUAUUAAAGCGAAAGCACAUCUAAUAUAUGUUUGAUUUUAGUCUCUAAACUUCAUAAAAGCCAUUUUGUGCAUUGUUCAAGUAAGUGUAUAAAAGUAGUGCUUAUCAUUUCAUUUUGAAAUGUCAAAACUUGAUUGAUUGGUAUUAUCGCAUAACCGCGUCUUUGACGCGAACAUAUGAUUAUUGUAAAACGACUGCUAAUAAACAUUAUCACGCACGUUGUUGAAAAAUCACAUACAGAUUUUGUGUAACAAAGAACUUUCCAAUAUCUUUUAUUAACCUUGGCCUGAUCAUCAUAACAAUGAUUUUUAUGAUUGAAUAGAAAUGAAAGCAUUAUGUGAAGUAAUAAAAUUAUAUCAAAUUACAUAAUUUAUACGGACUAAAUGUCAUAUGUAAUAUAACUAAUCAAAUUCCAUGAAUGUUUUUGAUAUAUUUAAUGUUGAUAUGUUAGAUCAAAUAAUAAUGUGAAAAACACUAUAAAAUGCAUCUAUUUUACAUUGCUACAUUACAUCAAGAAUUCUGUUGAUUCUAUGCAUUAUUGUGUUUUUAUGAUUUCAGUAUACAUUGUUUUGACAAAUUAUAACAAUGAGUAACGAAAGUUUACAAAAACAACAUCAAGAUAUUGAAGAUAUGGAAGCACCAUCAUCUUUGCUCACUUUUGAAAAUUUUAGUCAUUCUUGUGUAAAUGUGUGGAUGGAAAAAAUGAACAAAGGAGUAUUAACUUGUACCCAUUUUAAUGAACAUUGGCGAAUAUGGGUGCCAAAAAUAUAUAGUCCAGAACCAAAUAGUAACUGUUUAGAUUGGGUUUUUGAUGAAGAAACAGCACAAAAAAUACUUUUCAAUACUUUAGAGGAAUUUAUUUGCAAUGGAGAUCCAAAGACUAUAUUGAAAGAAUUAAGUCAAAUGGAUAAUGUGAUAUGUGGUAAAGUGUUCAAAAUGGGCGAAGCUACAUAUAGUUGCAGAGAAUGUGGUGUAGAUUCGACAUGUGUCUUGUGUGCAGAUUGUUUUAAGCAAUCAGCUCAUCGUAAUCAUAAAUAUAGAAUGGGUACUUCUAGUGGUGGAGGAUUUUGUGAUUGUGGAGAUAUAGAGGCUUGGAAAAAAGAACCAUUUUGUAAUAUACAUUUAGCUGGAAUUCAAGCUAAAGAAUCUCGUGGAAAUAAAUUACCUGGAGAUAUAGCAGAAAGAGCAGUGGUAACUUUUGAGGCAGUAUUAAGAUAUUGCCAUACAAUGUUAUCUUUAGAACAUACACUUGGAUUACCUCCUGAUUUAUGUUUCAAUAAUAAAGAAGAUGAUGAUCCUUUGUCACUUCUAUUAACAACAGAUGAUUAUUGUACAGUUCUUUUCAAUGAUGAAACUCAUACAUUUGAUCAGGUAAUUUCUACACUUACGCGUGUUAUGAAUUGUUCACAAAGAGACGCGCUAGAAUUUGUAACAAAUGUUGAUAGAGAUGGUAGAGCUAUUGUAAAAUGUGCUGAAUUUCAACAAUGUAAAGACUUACAGAAUGAAAUUGAAAAAUUUACUUCUAGACAUAGCAAUCGAGCUUUGAAGGUACUUGUUGUUCAUGCUCAUGUAAUUGCUCAUCAAAUAUUUGCCAUGAAACUUUUACACUGGUUACAGCAAUUUAUAAAUCCUUGUGAAGGUUUUAGAGUGCUUUUUAGUAAUGUUGCACUUAAUACAAAAUUACCAGUUAUUUCCAUUGUAGAAGGUAUACUUAUGAAAGAUUCACAGCUGUGGAAAUCUGCAAGAACAGCAUGGCACAGAUUAUUAAUGUCUGGAAUGCUUAUGGAAUAUGAAAGUAAAAAAGCUUUAGCAAUUGUUUUUACAUAUAAUUAUGGUUCUAUUAUGAAAGAUUACAUAAGAGAUGAUCAUGAUCAUUCAUUCUCUAUUGUUUCAUUUUCUGUACAAUUAUUUACUGUUCCAACAUUAGCACACCAUCUUAUUGCACAUCAUGAUGUGCUGUUUAUUUUAUUAAAUACUUUUAUUUCGGAAAGUUCACGAAGAUGUAAUGCAGCAGGAAAGUUGGAAUUUGAAAGAGAUACUCCUAAUACUUCAUUUAAAAGAGCUAUAUAUAUUCUUCAAGAUUUACGAUAUUUAUUAAGUUCUAAACCAGAUGUUUGGACUGAUGAAUUGAGGAAAAGUUUUUUACAAGGACUUUCACUUUUGCUUACAUUACUUAGUAGUAUGCAAUGUAUGGAUUCUGUAGUCAGACAAGUUGGUCAACAUAUGGAAUAUGAACCUGAAUGGGAAUCUGCGUUUAAUUUACACAUUAGACUAUCUCCAGUUAUUAGUCUUGCUUUACAAUGGUGUGGUUCAGAUCAAAUUGUUUUAAUAAAAGCUUUUCGGCUAGUUUUAAGAAGGCUAUAUGAACAACCAGGACAUGAAAUUGGUCCACCUCAAGUGGGAGAAUUAGCAGAUCAUAGUGCAACAUGUCUUCAAUAUGAUGUAUCAUCUGAACCAGUAUCUAUACAUCUUCCACUUUCAAGAUUUUUAGCAGGUCUGUUUCCAUAUCUUGAAAUGCAUGAUUUACAUUUUCAAUGUGCAGAAUUUAUUAAUCAUACAAAACCAACAUUAGAACAAAUUAUAGAACCGGUAUUAGCAACUCAAGUAAUGAUUGCGCAAGUACAUAGUGGUAUGUGGAAAAGGAAUGGAUAUUCUUUGUUGAAUCAGUUAUAUUUCUAUCAUAAUGUUAAAUGUCGUUCAGAAAUGUUAGACAGAGAUAUUAUCUUACUUCAAGCUGGAGCAUCUUUAAUAGAAAGUAAUGAAUUUUUAAUUCAUGUUUUAAAUAAAUUUAAUCUAUUGCGAUGGGCAAGUCCAGACUUUGAUGUGAAUGCUGUCAAAUAUUUUGAAGAUGAGAGUAUUAGACAGACUUUAGUUGAAGAAUUUUUGGGAUUACUUAUAACAAUAAUAGGAGAAAGAUAUGUACUUGGAGUUGGACAAGUUACUGCUGAUGAUAUUUUGAAAAAAGAAAUUAUUCAACAAUUAUGUAUCAAACCUCUUUCACAUUCAGAGCUUAGUAAAACUUUAUCAGAUGAUACAUAUUUGGAAACUGAGAUGGAAAGAGUGAUACAAGAUAUUGCAGAUUUUAAAAAACCAUCUCAAAUAUCAGGAGGAAAAGGAGUAUAUGAACUAAAACCUCACUUGUAUUCAGAAUAUAAUGUAUUCUUCUAUCAUUAUACAAAAGAAGAAGUAAGUAACUCCGAAGAAACACAACGAAAACGAAGAAAAACUUUAGGAGAAUUAGAAUGUUGUCCACCUCCUAAACUUCCUAAAUUAACAGAAGUAUUUAGUUUGGUAACUAAUUUAUUGCAAUGUGAUGUUAUGUUACAUGUUAUGCAAGUUGUAUUAGAAAGAGCACUUAAUUGUAGACCUCGUAGAUUUUCAGAAUCACAAGUACAUAAAAUUUUGCAUCUUAUUGGGUAUGCUCUUCAAGAACAAGAAUCUGGUUAUUAUCCUUUUUUCGCUUUUACAACAAGAGCUACAAAAUGGAAAAUUUAUAAGUUAUUAGAAGAUUUAUGUAAUAGUCCACGUAUAGAAGCUCAUAAAGAUUUAUUAACUUGGAUUUUAAAAAAAUAUAGAGAAGUUGCUGGUAAUACUCCAAUGGAAGUUAGUACAACACCUAUUGCACCACAUACAGAAAAUACUACAAAUGAAAAUGUUGAAACUGAUAAAGAAUGGAGGACAAAAAUGGCAGCAGAAAAACGUGCAAGAAUAAUGGCGCAAAUGGCUGCAAUGCAGAAACAUUUUAUGAAAAAGAAUGCUGAAUUGUUUGAAGAACCUGUUUUAGAUGUGAAUAAGUCUAAUGAUCAAGAUUCAAGUAUGAAUUCAAAAAAAUGUCUUCAAAAAACACCAGUUGCUGUUGGUAUUGGACAAACAUUAAGAAUUUCUGGUGAAGAAACUUAUAAAACUUGUAUUUUGUGUCAGGAAGAUCAAAUUGUAACAGCAGCUGGUCCAGCAAUGGUAUUAGCUGCAUUUGUUCAACAAUCUACUGUAUUGUGUCAAUAUAGAGCUAAUAUUGAUGAACCUGAUCCAUUAUAUCUUUCUGCAAAACUUGGUGCAUCACCACACACUGGUACUUGUGGUCAUGUAAUGCAUGUACAUUGUUGGCAAGAAUAUUUUAAUAAUGUACUUGCAAAAGAAAAUAGAAGACCAUUUCGUUUGCGACAACCAGCAAGUUUUGAUGUAGAAAAACAUGAAUAUCUUUGUCCACUUUGUGAAUGCCUCAGUAAUACUGUUUUACCUCUUUUACCAGCAUUGAAAACAUUACAACCAACUCCACAAAAUCAACCCGAACUUGAUUUUGGUACAUGGUUGGAAGCUUUAAGAAUUACAAUGCAAGUUAGAUAUGGAUUAAGUGGAAAUUUACACAAAGCAAAAUGUAUUAAAGACGAACAUGAUCCUACAUGUCGAUAUUGUAUAAUGCCUCUUGCAUGUCAUAUACAAGCUAUUCGUAAUGAACUUGGUAAUGUAGCAAGUAUAUUUGAGUCAAAUUAUAGUCAACCUAGUGUAUCUAUAUCAGAGAAUUUAAUAUCUACAAUUCAGCUUUUUGCACAAGCAACAUACACAAAAGAAUUUGGUACUGAACCUGAUGAAGAUGAUGAUAGAGUACCAUUAUUAGCAUGGAAAUCAACUGCAUAUAGUAUUCAUGCUAUAGAAUUUCUUUUACGUGAUAUGGAUAAACCUUUAUUAGGUGCUUUAUCAUCUAGACAAAGAGACAGUUUGGAAGGACUUGCAAGAAUCUCAGCUGUUUUAGGAUCUAAAUGUCAACUACGUACUGGGACAAAGGUGACGUGGGCAGAUAGAGAUAGUAUUCAAAAUAAUGCACUUUCUCUUUUAACACUGUUAUUAAAAAAUCCACAUGAAGGACCAAGUAUUCUAGAUUGGGAUCCAUUUGGAGUACUUGUUCCUUUGAUUAAUUCAUUUCCCAGUCUUUUCUGUACAAGUUUUAAGGCUGCACCAUCAAUUAUUACAGGUGGCAUAUUUGAAUUUUAUGCAUUACAACUCAUAUUUAUAUCUCUUAUAGUGAAAAUAUUAUUAAUAUCAGAUUUUAAUGAAGAAAUGGAUGUAGAUAAUCCAGAAACAACUGAAAAUACAUUUUCAGAAUUUAUCUUGACAUUGGCUCAAGUUCUAAACAUUAAUAUUGGUACUCAAACAGCUGCUAAUAUAUGGAGACGAGUCACAAAAGCUUCUUUACCUUUUCUUAGAUGUUGUGCUCUCUAUUUUCAUUAUAUAUCUGAUGUUCCAGCACCAGAGGAAUUAACUAAAAUAGAUGGAGCAACAUAUGAAAAUAUUUGUGCAUAUUUGGGAUUACCAACAACGUGUGAUGAAUUAAUAAAGCCAAAUUUAGAUAUAAUUAUAAAAUUAAUAAAUAUUUGGAAAAGUCACCCCACUAUUCAAUUGCAUCUAUCUGGUGCUAGUACAAUGACAAUUAUAAGAGAACCUUUGAAAGUUAAUAAAUUAGUGGAGCUUCCAGAAGAUUAUAGUGAAUUAAUAAAUAUGAUAUCAUCGUUUACGUGUCCAAAUAGCGUUCGGGAGGAUUCUAAAACUCCGACCCUGUGUCUCGUAUGUGGUGAAAUGUUAUGUUCGCAAAGUUAUUGUUGCCAAUUUGAACUGAACGAUGCGAUGGUUGGUGCGUGCACAUAUCACGCAAGUAAAUGUGGAGCUGGAGUAGGAUUAUAUUUACGAAUACGAGAAUGUGAAAUUCUUUUUUUAAGAAUUUCAAAUCGAGGAUCUUUCGCUUGUCCGCCUUAUCUUGAUGAAUACGGCGAAACAGAUCAAGGUUUACGAAGAGGAAACCCACUCCGAUUGUGUUAUGAUAAAUACAGGCAAUUAAAUCAAAUGUGGUUGGGGCAUGGACUAUAUGAAUCCAUAUCAAGGGCGAUUGAAUCUUCAAGUAGUCCUAUGUCAACUCGAUGGCAGCAUCUAUAACCAUCCUAGGAUUUUUAUGCUCUAGCUUGGACAUUUAAUUAUUGAUACUAAAUCUAUAUUUAAUAUAAGCAAUCAUAGUAAAUACUAUGAUUGUCAAUCAUUUAUUCUAUCAUCAUAAGAAACUGAUGAAAUUAUUUAUUUUUGGGGAAUACAGUGUGGAUUUGUACAUUUAAAAUGAUUGGAUGUUAUUAUUGUUACAAUGUCUUGCUGCCUUUUAGAUUAUUUCAGAGUUUACAGAAUUUUCUAUUAUCAUUGUGUAAAUUAAAUAUAAAUUUCUUUAUAAUUAUUGACCAGAUGUUGUAUGAACAUUGUUGCUUGUAGAAAUUAGUUUGUAAUAUUAUUUGAAUAAUUGUCACAUUGUUUACAAAAUUCUAGAAUCAUAUAAAUAUUUAAAGAUGUAUAAAUGAAAAAUGUUUCUGAAUUAGCUAUUUUAAGAUACUUCUAUUGAUAAAAUCAUUUUUCUUAUCAUUUUACAGAAAUUUCAUAAAACCAUCUAAAUCAUCUCAUGUCAUAAAUUGUUACAAAUUUAAAAAAGUUGAAUAUGUAAAAAUUUAAAAAUGUAAGCUAUAAAAACAAAUGAUUUUGCAAUAAUCAAAUAUUUAUUUUAGUUUCAAAAUUUCCUAAUCAGUAAUGAUACAUAUAGAUAAAUGUUGAAAAAAACACAUAAAUUAUUUAAAAAAAUUCAAAUAAAUAGUGUGACAUAACAUUUGUUUUCUCAUUACUAGUCUUUUAGUACAUAUUUGAUAUAAUAAUAUAAUUUGAUGAUAUCUUCUUUUUGCAUAACAUUAAUGAUUUUAUAUUAAUUAUAUUAGUUUUUUGCUUCCAAUAUUGCAAUAUAUUAAAUUGUAUACUGUACAGUUAUUUAAUAUAGAUUUAUUUAUGUAUAGGUUUAUAAUAGAUACAAUGUGUAAAUAUUACGUAUAUUCUGAAUUAAUUCACCAAGUUAAAAUCCUUAAUUAAUAAUUACAAAUAUAAUUAUUUUUAAUUUUGCUUAUAUACAUUUUAAUAUAAGCAGUAAUAACAAAAAAUAAUAAUACAUAUGAAAUAUUUAGAUAAUGUUUUCAGAAAAAAUUUAUAUUGUUAGUAAGAGAGAACAAUGUAGUUUUAAUCAAAUUAUGUUUUUAUGAUUUUUUUUUGUAAGUAAUGUAAUUUGUAUUGUAACAGUGUAAUCUGUAUAUGAUUUUUUGUUUUUAAAGUGUAAUUUGUAAUUGUUUGCUUAAGUACAUUUAGGAAAUAGUGUUACUAAUAGUAACAAAAAAUAUUUUAUUUUCUUGAAUAUUUAAUAAUAUUUUUUUAUAUCGAAUUAUUUGUGUAUUUAUGAUAAAUUUUCUAUGUUAAAAAUCCUUUAUUUUUUAUUUAUUAGGAAAAAUUAUAUAUUUAUUGAUCAUCUAUAAUAUAUGAAAAAAUUGUAUAAAUUUAAAUAUACAUAUAUACACACACACACACACACACAUAUGUUUUAAACAAAUAUUUUAAUUUAUGAGAAAGAAAAUGAAACAGUUAUUACGAAAAAAAAUUUGAAUUUAAAAACAAGAUGUACGUUAUAAAUAAUAAUAUAAUAAUGUUUUUAAUAAUUACACGUAAUAACUUCUUUUAAAAAUUGUUAUAUAUAACUAAAAAUAAUUUAUAAUUGUUGUUUUUUAAUUAAAACUGAAAGUUAUCGACUGUUGGUUAAUAACCUCAUUAAUAUUAACAUUGGAAGUGCCAUUGAAGGGUAAGAAUUUAAUAUUAACAUCGAUUGAAAUAUAUAUAUCUAUGAAAUGAUUAUGAAGAUUUAUAACCAUUGUUAUUGUUAUAUUAGUAAAUUAUAUUUGUUUCGUUUUUGUUUAUUUAUAAUUUUGUCAAAAAUUAUAUUAUUUUUGCAAUUUUUGCAAUUUUGUUUUAAUAGAUAUAAACACAAGUACAAUAUUUAAUAAUUUAUAUUAUUUUAUAAUUUUAUUGAUUAUUUUAAGAAUGUUUUUUUUUUACUUCAAUAUAUCAAUUUGAAAAAUAUGAACUAAUUAAUAUGUUUAUAGCAUAUACUUUUAUAAACGAUGUAUUUUUUGCACUUAUUUUUGAAUAGUAAAAUUAUAUUCAUAUUAAAUAAUAGCAUUAUUUAUUUUUAAUGUAAGAAAAAGACAAUAAAAUUAUCACUAUGUAGUUAAUUUUAGAAAAUUUUUAUUAACCUCAUAAGAUAAUGUAUAUGAUGAAAAUAACAAAUAUAAAAAGUUCUAUAAAAAUUUAUUAAAUGUUUGAUAACAAUAUAAAUUUUUAUAAAAAAAAAUAUAAUGAAUUUUUUAAAGAAAAAUAUGAAAUUUCUAGAAAAUUCUCUAUAUUUCGACAUUAAUUCACAUACAUAUGUAAGAAAAUGCGCAGUCGCAGAAGAAAGUAAAGGGUACUACUCGGCCGACAAGAGGAUGGAUCACAGUGUUGCGUAGUAAGAAGGAAGAUUGUUUCAUUGGUAGCAGGAUUUGUGUUUUAAUCUUAUGAAAGGAAUCAGUACGAUGAUGAAUGACACCGGUUCACGUUUCUACGUGCGCUGUGUGAGCAUAUCAAUGGAAAAUGUCAGGACUAAGUGUACGAGCAGUGAUAAUGAAUUGUGAUCCUAGUAGUUGUCCUCGUUUGAUAAAAGAAUCUUCAUUGGGUGUUCGUCUUUUUCCUGGUCGUUUACGUUGGUACUCGGUAAUACUGAUCUAUCGACACGGUCAACCGUGGAAUGGCAGCAGCCUUAAAAAAGAAUCAUUCACGCAGAAGGUUGGCCGCGCUAACAUUUCUUUCGAACAUCUCUCUCGAUGGCAGCCACCGCGACACCAAAUUAGCUGUUCUUUCACGGAAUGGUGUUGCUCAUACACGUACCCUCAGUGAUAGUCAAGCACAUCAAGUUGAUGUUCGUCAAUCUGAUUUGACCGUUUCUACUGAAGAAGUUCUCGAUGACUGUACUGAAGAGCAUUUAAUAUCAUCAUCUACAAAACAAACAAGCUCUCCACAAUUAGUGCCAAAAAGUGGUGAACACAAUUCAUUUAGUUCAAAUUCUGACGGGUUAUUGACUCCUGCAAAGGCAGCAGUGGCUGUAUUCCUAGAACAAGAAAGAAAUUAUCCACAGCUUUCUACAGGAUUUCAUAGUUCAUUCAGAGAACGGUAAACAGUUUGAGUUUUUUUAAAUGAAAGAUAUAUAUUUCGUUUCUUCAAUUUUACAGACUUAAAUAAGUUUAAUUUCUUGUAAUUUUAUAAUUUAUAUUUAUAUUUAUAUUAAAUAAUUUCUAAAUUAUUUAUGUUAGGAAAAGAAAUUUAAAUUGUUUAAGUUGUUUUACUAUUUUUUGUAAAUUAUGAAAUGUAUCAGAUAUAAUUUAAAGUUUAUUAUCAAUAUUACUUAAAGUUUAUUAUGUGUUCAAAAUAUGAAUAAUUAAAUUGUUGAUUUUAUUACAUAUUACAAUAUAUAUUGCAAUAGAUUAAAAUAAAUAAGUAUAAUAAUAAA
Messenger RNA from Apis cerana (Asiatic honeybee), 9608 nucleotides. It is a transcript of the gene Ubr1, whose product is annotated as Ubr1 ubiquitin ligase. Gene Ontology annotation, cellular component: cytoplasm; ubiquitin ligase complex. The record is from RefSeq and is a predicted model, not a curated record. Lineage: Eukaryota; Metazoa; Arthropoda; Insecta; Hymenoptera; Apidae. Gene Ontology annotation, molecular function: zinc ion binding; ubiquitin protein ligase activity. Gene Ontology annotation, biological process: protein ubiquitination; ubiquitin-dependent protein catabolic process via the N-end rule pathway.